AAGUUGUAAUUCGCUGUUUUCUUUUCUAAGCAGGCCCAUUUCUCUAAUUCAGACUCUUGGCAUCCACACACCGGCUACCCGUGGAAAGCGGCCUGGCACCGCCCACCUGGGGCGGGUACGAAUCUCAGACCUCUGUGGGUUGAUGGACGGGGGUGCCCUGCGUGAAGCCUCGCGGCUGUCACGGCUGGACACUGGCGAUUGGUUCGAGGGGAACGGCGCGGAGCCAAUGGGAGCGGCGGCUCGGGAGAGUCCGUGGAGCGCGCGGGAAAGAGACCCAUAUAAACUGUGGCGGGAUUUUAGUUUCCAAGUCCUUGUCCAGCGAAUCACUCUCGGCUGGGAAGUCAGUUCGUUACUCACGUCUCCUCCCGUUGGAACAUGGUGCGGACUAAAGCGGACAGUGUCCCAGGCACCUACAGAAAAGUGGUGGCUUCUCGAGCUCCCAGAAAGGUUCUCGGUUCCUCCACCUCUGCCACUAAUUCUGCGUCACUAUCAUCGAGGAAAGCUGAAAAUAAGUAUGCAGGAGGGAAUCCAGUUUGUGUGCGCCCAACUCCCAAGUGGCAAAAAGGAAUUGGAGAAUUCUUUAGGCUGUCCACUAAAGAUUCUGGAAAAGAGAAUCGGAUUCCCGAAGAGGCAGGAAGCAGUGGUUUAGGAAAAGCAAAGAGAAAAACAUGUCCUUUGGAACCUGAUCGCACAGAUGACGAAAAAGAAUAGAACUUUCUCAUUCAUCUUUGAAUAACAUCUCCUGUUUACUCUGGCAUUGUAAAAUGUAAACUUGCAUAAAUGUGUUUGUUCCAAUUAGUUUUGUUGAAGGGGCAUUUAAUUUAAAAAAUGAGGCUUAAAUUUAGCUGUUCAAAAGUAGUAAUGAAAUUUGAGAAUUUGUAAGAUUAUUGUUACUUAGCUUAGUAUUCAAUAUAAUGCAGUAUUUGAUUUCUUUUUACCAAAUUAAGCUUCUUUUUCUUGCUAAAAUCAUUUCAUUGUGUUCUCAUUACAAAUUUGCUGUAUUUAAGAUUUGCUUAGAUCUUUUUACUGUUGCCAAUUUUAUUGGCAUUUGAUUAUUGGAAUGGUGCCAUACUUUUAUUCCUUUUAUUUGCUUUAAAAAGCAGAAUUAGAUUUUUGCACAUUAAAAAAAUUCAGUAUUAAUUAAA
This is a messenger RNA of Microcebus murinus (gray mouse lemur), 1145 nucleotides long. RefSeq names its product PCNA clamp associated factor (gene PCLAF). The record is from RefSeq and is a predicted model, not a curated record. Gene Ontology annotation, cellular component: nucleus. Gene Ontology annotation, molecular function: chromatin binding. Lineage: Eukaryota; Metazoa; Chordata; Mammalia; Primates; Cheirogaleidae. Gene Ontology annotation, biological process: translesion synthesis; regulation of cell cycle.